AUGUCACCUUAUAGGGUUGUUUUUGGGAAGGCAUGUCACCUUCCCGUUGAGCUUGAGCAUAGGCCAUUCUGGGUUGUUAAGCAAUGCAAUUUGGAUUAUAGUUUGGCAGGUGAAGAGCGCAAGUUAAAGCUGCAAGAAUUGGAGGAGUUGCGCCUAGAGGCAUAUGACAAUUCGGUCAUCUACAAAGGUAAGUCGAAGGCAUUUCGUGACUCAAAGCUGAUUUGCAAAGAAUUGAAGGUAGGGGAAAAGGUGUUGUUAUUUAAUUCUAAACUUAAACUGUUUCCUGCUAAAUUAAAAUCGAGAUGGCUUGGACCGUUUAUAAUAACAGAGGUGCAUCAUCAUGGGGCAAUCGAAAUUCGGAGCCUCGAUACUAAUAAAGUUUUCAAAGUAAAUGGUCACAGGUUGAAACAUUUUUAUGAAGGGGAGCAAGCCGCUUGGAUGGAGGAGAUCAAUCUUGAGGAUCCAUGA
This is a messenger RNA of Gossypium raimondii (Peruvian cotton), 468 nucleotides long. RefSeq lists its product as uncharacterized. The transcript has a single exon. The record is from RefSeq and is a predicted model, not a curated record. Bases 1 to 468 code for a protein of 155 amino acids. Lineage: Eukaryota; Viridiplantae; Streptophyta; Magnoliopsida; Malvales; Malvaceae.